AUGCUCGACGCCGGCCAGCUACCCCACGAUUUCCACCGCCGCGCCAAGUGGGUCAACGCCGCCCGCUUCUACCAGCUCCUCGUCGAGCCUCUCGACAUCGCUGACUACCACCACCAUGGCCACCACCGGACGAGCGGGAGCUACAUGACCCACGGCCGGGAGAGGAGGUACGAGCUGUUCGACAGGUGGUGGCAGGAGAAGGCAUGCACGGGCGGCGCCGGCGGCGACGUCACGUCCUCCAUGUCGGCAGCGUCGGCGAGCAGCCGGAGACGCAGCAAGUACGCCGGGCUCACGCAGGACCCGUGCUUCUGGGCGAGAGUGGAGGAGGCGAGGGAGCAGACGGAGAGCGCCCGGGGCGAGCGCGAUGUGGCGGAGCUGGCGAUGAAGCUGGAGGAGCUGCAAGAGUUCGAGUGCUACUCCCGUGAGCUGGUGGCGAGCAAGGAGGUGUCUGUCGACGUGCUCGCGCCGCAGUCGAGCUACACGCUGUGGGUGGAGGAGUGGAACCAGCUCAAGCUCAGGGAUGAAGUGAGGACAAUGUUGCUUCGGUUUUGA
Molecule: messenger RNA, 552 nt
Organism: Miscanthus lutarioriparius
Lineage: Eukaryota; Viridiplantae; Streptophyta; Magnoliopsida; Poales; Poaceae
Source: the annotation of a GenBank genome assembly